AUGUUUACUGGCUUCUCUGCUGUGGCUCUUCUGGCAAUCUUCUCGUCGGCCCUGCCUGUGCUCAUAUGUCACUCCAAGCUCGUUCAAGUUCCCAUCUACCUUUCCUCGACCGCCAUCCUCGUCGUCGAGUGGAUCAAAUUAGUGACUAUGACAGCCAUGCUGGCUCGGCAAAUGAAGCUCUCGACUGGCAGUUGCUCGAUACUGCGGCUCUGCGAUGAGCUCUUUGGCCUUCGGUCGGACUGGAAAGCCGCCAUUCUACCCUCGGUCCUGAUGGUCACCUCUACCAACCUGCAGUACUUUGCCAUCCUCUACAUGGGAGUCCCGCACUUUGUUCUGGCUGCCCAGCUGAGCACCGUAGCCACCGCUGCGCUGCGCUGGUGGAUCCUGAAGCGGACCUUGUCCUGGAAGAAGAGCAUUGCCCUGGCGGCCAUCGUCGUCGGAGUCAUGGUCGUGAAUCUCAACCACGCCUUCCUAUCGCUCAUCGUCCGACUGCUGUACUUCUCACCCGAGUGGAUCGAGGACGCGGCUACGGGUGCUCUCAUCUUGGCUUGUCUACUUGUCGGCUCCUUCAACACCUGGUACGAUGGGCCUGCACGGAGUUCGUCUCCAAGCACUUUGGUUCGGGGCAUUCAAAUGAGUGUCUUUGGAGUCCUUGGCGCGGCUCUUCUUGCAUUGUGCAUGGACAGCGACAUCAUCUUGGAGAACGGAAUGUUUCACGGCUACACCAUGUGGACGGCAGCCACGAUUCUAUGCCACAGCCUCGGCGGAUUGCUGCACGAUUCCGUCCAAAGAUGCGCUGGCAGCCAAGCCCGCAGUCUUGCCACCUCUCUGUCGAUCCUCAUCGCUGCGGCCAUGUCCUUCUAUCUGUGGGGCUUUGAGCCUUCGCCAGCCACAGUGUGUGGUGCAGUAUUUGUCAUUGGUGGGACUUGCGCAUUCGGGCUUUACGAGGGCCAGAGUCCGCGGCUCCCACACACCAUCGACGAGGUCGGCGACUUGAAGAACCGCGAGGCCCAAGUCUAGAGCCAACGCAUGGCCACGAAGCCGCCGAGUCCUCGGCUUCAGCUUUGGCCUGCGGAAUCAUGGAUGGCUGUGCAGGCUUGCCAGCCGCGAAUCCAACUUCGAAAUACCGAUCCGG
Messenger RNA from Polychytrium aggregatum, 1135 nucleotides. RefSeq names its product nucleotide-sugar transporter-domain-containing protein. Gene Ontology annotation, molecular function: pyrimidine nucleotide-sugar transmembrane transporter activity. Gene Ontology annotation, biological process: pyrimidine nucleotide-sugar transmembrane transport. Gene Ontology annotation, cellular component: Golgi membrane. The transcript has 4 exons. NCBI's taxonomy places the organism in Eukaryota, Fungi, Chytridiomycota, Chytridiomycetes, Polychytriales. The record is from RefSeq and is a predicted model, not a curated record. The coding region runs from base 1 to 1020 and encodes 339 amino acids.